Messenger RNA from Polychytrium aggregatum, 1335 nucleotides. RefSeq lists its product as uncharacterized. The record is from RefSeq and is a predicted model, not a curated record. The transcript is spliced from 4 exons. Lineage: Eukaryota; Fungi; Chytridiomycota; Chytridiomycetes; Polychytriales. The coding region runs from base 57 to 1154 and encodes 365 amino acids. Gene Ontology annotation, molecular function: GDP-mannose transmembrane transporter activity; antiporter activity. Gene Ontology annotation, cellular component: Golgi apparatus.
CAUCGCCAUCACCGUCGCCAUCACCGUCGCUGUCGCCGAUUCCCGCACGCCCAGCCAUGACGGUCACCACCAGCUUUCUGACCGGCGCCCCCGCGGCCAUCCUGGCCUACUGCGGCUCGUCGAUCCUCAUGACCGUCACCAACAAGGUCGUCCUGUCGUCCUACAGGUUCAACAUGAACUUCCUGGUGCUGGCAAUCCAAUCGAUCGUCUGCGUGAUUAUUCUGGAGCUGUUUGUCGCCCUCAAGUGGUCGUCCCACCGGGCUUUCAAGGUCGAGGAGGCCAAGAAGUGGUUUGUGGUCUCGCUGGCUCUCGUCGCCAUGAUCUACACCGGCUCAAAGGCUCUCCAGUACAUGUCCAUCCCGCUCUUCACCAUCUUCAAGAACCUCACCAUCAUCCUGAUCGCCUAUGGCGAGCUGAUGUGGUUCAACGGCUCGCGCAUUACCAAGCUGAUGCUCCUGUCGUUCAUCAUGAUGGUCAUGUCCUCGGUCAUUGCUGGGGCGUCUGAUAUUGCCAGCGGCAAGGCACAGGCCAAGGUCGAGGCGAGCAACUUUGUUGCGUACGGAUGGAUGGUCUCCAACUGCCUCACGACGGCCUUCUACGCCCUCAUGAUGCGAGGCAAGAUCAAGGAGGUUGGCUUCAAGGACAACGACACGGUCUUCUACAACAACCUGCUCUCCAUCCCGAUCCUCGUUGUGAUGUCGUUCCUGACCGAGGGCAACGAGUACCGCAAGACCGUCGAUCGAUACUGGGGCGAUGAUCUGGAUGCCUCGCGGCAGUCCGAGUUCCAGGGCCUCGCCAUCGCCCUCGCCAUCUCUGGCAUCAGCGGGUUUGCCAUCAGUUACGGCAGCAGCUGGUGUGUCCGAGUGACGUCCUCCACAACCUACAGUAUGGUGGGUGCCCUCAACAAGCUUCCGAUUGCGAUUGCCGGCAUGAUCUUCUUUGACGAUGCAGUUACCGUCCCUGGCGUCCUUGGUGUCCUCAUUGCGUUCACGGCCGGCAUCAUCUAUUCCCAUGCCAAGAAUCUGCAAAAGGCCCAGCAGGGACUUCCUCUCCCUGUCACCGAAUCGCCCAAGGACAAGUCCUUUGGCGGCCCCUCUCCUCGGGACCCGAUCGUGUUUGAUGCCGAAAUCGCUCAAAAGAAGCAGAGCGCCUAGUGCGGUUUUUGUUGGCGGCAGGAGUCGCCUGGAUCUGCGACUUUCCCACGCCAGCCCAUCCACCUGUGCGAUUCACUGACGGCGCUGUUUCGGCGGGAUUGCGUCGAAUGUGACUGCUGGCCUUGGCAUCUAUGGCUGCCCGCACCGACCUUUCCACAAUACAUGCUAGCAUAGCACCCUU